AUGGAGAACAGAAGGAAUGUGACAGAGUUUGUUCUACUGGGGCUCACAGAGAAUCCAAAGAGGCAGAAAGUCAUAUUUGUUGUGUUUUUGGUCUCCUGUGCCAUCACUGUGGUGGGAAAAGUGCUCAUCGUGGCCCCCGUCAAUGCCAGCCCAUCCCUGGGAUCUCCCAUGUACUCCUUCCUGGCCUAUCUCUCCUUUGUUGAUGCCUGCUAUCCUUUAGUCAACACCCCCAAACUGAUCAUAGACCCACUUCAUGAGAAGACCACCCUGUUCAAUGGGUGCACGACCCAAAUCUUCGGGGAACUUUUUGUUGGAGGUGCUGAGGGCAUCCUACUCACUGUGACGGCUCAUGACGGCUACGUGGCCAUUUGCAAGCCCGUGCGCUAUACAGCCAUCAAGAACCGGCGGGUGCAUGGCCUGCUCAUGGGAGUAGCGUGGGUGGGAGGCUUUCUGCAGGCAACCACACAGAUGCUCUUCAUCUUCAGAUUGCCCUUCUGCGGCCCUCAUGUCAUGGACCACCUUAUGUGUGAUCUGAACCCUUUGCUGAAUCUCGCCUGCAUGGAUCCCCACACUCUAGGGCUCUCCGUCGCUGCCAAAGGAGGGUUCGUCUGUCUGUUAAACUGCCUCCUCUUGAUAGUCUCCUGUGUGGUCAUUCUGCGCUCCCUAAGGACCCACAGCUUAGAGGCGAGGCGCAAAGCCCUCUCCACCUCUGUCGCCCGCAUCGCAGUGGUCAUCUUAGUUGUUGUGCCCUGCAUAUUUGUGUAUAUGAGACCCGCAGCUACUUUAGCAAUUGAUAAAGCAGUUGCUGUAUUCAAUGCUAUCAUAACUCCCAUGUUAAAUCCUUUAAUCUAUACUUUGAUAAAUUCCCAAAUGAAAGAUGCCAUUGGGGGAAUUAUUUCAGGUGACAAAUAA
Pteronotus mesoamericanus is the source of this 912-nucleotide messenger RNA. RefSeq names its product olfactory receptor 4C46-like. The record is from RefSeq and is a predicted model, not a curated record. Lineage: Eukaryota; Metazoa; Chordata; Mammalia; Chiroptera; Mormoopidae. Gene Ontology annotation, molecular function: olfactory receptor activity. Gene Ontology annotation, cellular component: plasma membrane. Gene Ontology annotation, biological process: G protein-coupled receptor signaling pathway.